[Torrubiella] hemipterigena is the source of this 1101-nucleotide messenger RNA. The record is from the annotation of a GenBank genome assembly. NCBI's taxonomy places the organism in Eukaryota, Fungi, Ascomycota, Sordariomycetes, Hypocreales, Clavicipitaceae.
AUGUCUUUUCCCACUACACAAACAGCGCUCGCCCUGACGGGAAAGCGCAAGCCGCUCAUCACCACAACUACACAGGUCUUCGCUCCCGAGGAAAACGAAGUCCUCAUUAAUGUAAAGUGGACUACAUCGACGCCACUCGAUCUGCAUCAAGCAGAUGGCGGGCUCCUCAUCGCUGCAUACCCACGUCUCUCGCAUGGCGGCGGCGCGGCGGGUGUUGUUGUCGCGGUUGGCACAGGUGAUGUCAAGGGUCUUGCUGUUGGAGAUGCCGUGUCUACCUUUGCAUGGCACGGCGGAAAGGAGGCCAAUCAUCAGGAAUACAUCACUGUCCCUGCCGACCUGGUCUCCAAGAUCCCGCAGGGCAUCAGCCUCACGGACGCCGUCACCGUCUCCGUCAACCUCGUCACAGCCAUCCACACCAUCACCAAAGACCUCGAGCUCGAGCUGCCGUGGCCGCGUCCUGCAGACUGGACACCACUUCAUUCUCAAGACCCCAUUCUAAUCUGGGGAGCAAGCUCAAGUGUUGGCUUCUACCUGAUCCAAGUGCUCAAGCACUGGGGCUACAGCAACGUCUUGGCCGUAGCUAGCGGUAGACACAGAGAGGCACUGCUUGCGCUGGGCGCUAAGCAAGUCUUUGACUAUACGAAGCCUGGCGCAGUGGAAGAUAUCAAUAACGCUGCUCCGUAUAUUCCCUAUAUUGUCGACUGCAUUGGCUCCGUCGAGGGCACGCUGAAGCCGUUGACCAAGAUUGCUAAAAAGGACACAAAGGUGGCUGUUAUGCUUCCAGCUAUUCUUCAGCACGCAUCGAGUAGCGAAGCACCAGAAUACGAAAUGGACAUUGCCAAGGUUCUUCCUGAGGCAUGGGCCGAGGGUGUUGUAAGAAGAGGCGUGCGCACACACUUUUACACUGAUAAUGCCUUCUUCAAAGACAAGAUGCAAUCAGAGAUUGUACCGACACUACUGGCACAGGGCGUUGUUAAGCCCAACAAAGUCCGCAUUGUCGAGGGAAACACCAUGCUGGAGCGCGGAGAAAAAGCGCUGGCAUUACUGAGAAACCAGGCUGUCAGUGGCGAGAAGCUGGUUUGGAAAGUAUCCGAAGAGUAG